AUGCGCUCCGUAAAGUCGUUACUCCUUUGGAGUCUUGCUUCCUUCUCUGCGCCAGCCGCUGCCCUCGCAUUUCCCCCACUAUUCCAUGAAGCUCGACAAGUCCAAGAUACUUCGUCUCUCGCAAAACGCGCCGCCGAUAAACCAAAGACACCAAAAUACUUUGUCGAAGCUGGUCGCAAUAUUGAACUCGGUCACUAUGACGGCCGUUUUUUCCAAUCAAAAGUCUCAUACGAAGAGCAUCGCUUUGUUCUCCGAGACCUGAUUCGAAGCUACCUAUUUACUAUGAAUAGUUUCGGCGUCGAAACAUGGAUCGCUCACGGAACUUUACUUGGUUGGUGGUGGAACGGCCAAAUCAUGCCCUGGGACUAUGAUCUUGACGUUCAAAUCUCAAACAGCACUAUGCAGUGGAUUGGCGAUAACCUCAACCGUACCGAACACAGCUGGAACUAUACCGAUUCUGCUUCAGGGGAGUUCAUAUCCAAGAAAUACCUACUGGACGUCAACCCCCACCACGUCGACAUUGACCGUUCUGAUGGGCGAAACAUCAUCGAUGCUCGUUGGAUUGACAUGCAGAACGGCAUGUACGUUGAUAUUACCGGCCUGCGCGAGCGCGAGGUGGAUCGACCAGGCAUCUGGAGCUGCAAGAACAAGCAUAGAUACAGAAGCCAGGAUCUAUGGCCUAUGCGCAUCACCGAGUUUGAAGGUGUCAAAGCCCGUGUGCCCUUCAACUUCAAUAAGAUUUUGGUUGAUGAAUAUGAUACCAAGAGUUUGGUCACCGAGAGCUGGGCAGGCCACCGAUGGGAUCACGAUAACAAGAUUUGGGUCAAGGAGAAUGAAGAGGAAGCAAAGCAGCGCAAGCUCGGUGCCGUUGAUCGUCACCUGGCCGAGGCUGCUGCUAACCCAACCCCCAAAAAAGAGACAGCUGAGCCAGCUCCUUGA
Messenger RNA from Fusarium poae, 939 nucleotides. RefSeq lists its product as uncharacterized. The transcript is spliced from 2 exons. NCBI's taxonomy places the organism in Eukaryota, Fungi, Ascomycota, Sordariomycetes, Hypocreales, Nectriaceae. Bases 1 to 939 code for a protein of 312 amino acids. The record is from RefSeq and is a predicted model, not a curated record.